ACGAGUGGAGCUCUCAGAUGCUGCUGGCCGACUCGUGUGUGGUCAACGAGCUGGUGUCGUCUGUCAAAGUGGAGGACGUUUCUGCUCACCACAUGCAGAACAUUCAGAACCCUGAUGGUUUUAUGGUACGUUUGUUCUGCGUUCAGGUGAAUGGUGAGGCUUUAGCUGCUGGCAUCGAGCUGGACGAGUGGAGCUCUCAGAUGCUGCUGGCCGACUCGUGGGUGGUCAACGAGCUGGUGUCGACUGAUCUCUCACAGACUGAGGAGAGAAACCUGAAGAAAGUGAGACGGAAGAUCCGGAAUAAACUCUCAACACAGGACAGUCGCAGGAGGAAGAAGGAGUAUAUCGAUGGUCUGGAGAGCAGAGGGGUGGCGUGUUCAGCUCAGAAUAAAGAGCUGCAGAGAACCGUCGAUCAGCUGGAGAAACACAAUGUGUCUCUUGUGGCUCAGCUGCACAGUCUGCAGGCUUUGAUCAAGCAGACGGCCAUUAAAGCUGCGCAGACGAGCACAUGCAUCAUGAUCCUCAUCUUCUCUCUGGCUCUGCUCAUCUUCCCCAGUUACAGUCCGUUCAGCCGCCGCUCGCCGUCAGCGGAGGACACUUACGCUCCGGCCGCCGUGAUUUCCAGAAACAUCUUGAAUGAGGCGGAGUCUCUUCCGCUUCUGGAGGAUCCCGGAGAAGACGAUCCGAUGUCUCCAGAGCCUCAGUCAGAACCCAGACCUGCAGACGCAGACGCAGACGCAGACGCAGAUGGGCCGCAGCAGACGCAGGAUUGGGCUCGAGAACAGAGGAACGGCUCGGCCGCGAGCGACGCAGACGCAGACACAGACGCAGAUGCUCUGUCUGUGGGGUUAAGCGCUCCGGUGGCUGCAGGAAUCGCAGACGCAGCCAAACCGCCGCAUGCUGAUGAAAUGUGAGGCGACUCGAGCUUUUAGCUGAAACACAGCCAAGAGAAGAGCUUCUCUGACAUGCCUUUAUUUAUCCCUCUGAACACCUUCAUCAUCAUCAUCAUCAUCAUCAGAUGAUAAUCCUUAUGUGCUUUAGUUCAGUGAGUCACAACCCUAAAAUAAUCAGAUCAGUUUUGUUUGUGUGUUACAGACAGGUUUAGUAAAGAUCGGAUAUCAUUGCACAUGUGUAAACAGAAAAA
Molecule: messenger RNA, 1144 nt
Organism: Sinocyclocheilus anshuiensis
Lineage: Eukaryota; Metazoa; Chordata; Actinopteri; Cypriniformes; Cyprinidae
Gene: creb3l4
Product: cAMP responsive element binding protein 3-like 4
Exons: 7
Biological process (GO): regulation of transcription by RNA polymerase II
Cellular component (GO): nucleus
Molecular function (GO): DNA-binding transcription factor activity, RNA polymerase II-specific; RNA polymerase II cis-regulatory region sequence-specific DNA binding
Source: RefSeq, a predicted model, not a curated record